Messenger RNA from Xenopus tropicalis (tropical clawed frog), 1334 nucleotides. RefSeq lists its product as uncharacterized. NCBI's taxonomy places the organism in Eukaryota, Metazoa, Chordata, Amphibia, Anura, Pipidae. Bases 256 to 972 code for a protein of 238 amino acids. The transcript has 8 exons. The record is from RefSeq and is a predicted model, not a curated record.
CUGUUGCUACCUAACAGUGAGCUCACAGAGUGCUUGGGAGGGGAAAGAACAGUGUGUGUGUUGUGACUACAAAGAAUCGGAAGCUAUUUGUUGCUUUUAGCUGCAUAACGUGGUUAUCUGUGUUUUGUAUAUAGACAACAUACAACUCUUUCACCUCAAGGGCAGUGCAGGUGACAAGAAGACAAGCAGUGAGAUUAGAAGAAAGAAGGUUUUACUGUCAACAUACAGGGUGCAGCAUAUACAUUGGAAUGUGUUAUGGCAACAAAUCUCUUAUAUAAAACCAGCAGUUUACCUUCAGUUUUGGACCAUUAUAAACUGCCACAUAUGAAGAACAAGAAUAAAGAGCUACAGAAGAAGGAAACCAAAGAAAGAAAACCAAGACGUGCUAGAAAAACAUUUGUUUAUGAUGAAGAUGACGAAGAAAAGACUAAAAAGGAAGUUUUAGAAAAGCGCCAUCUAGAGACCUACGAAGGAUUGUACAGGUUAAGAAACAGUUUGUCCUUGAAGUACUUCAACCUGCUGAGAAAAAAAGUUCAGAAACAGCACAGUGAAAUGCAGAAAUGUAAUCAAGUACCUAUAAAACAGCAGAAUAUGGGUUACUUAAAAAAAGGUAUCCCAGUACUCCGGAUCCCUUACUGCAAACUCUCUAGUGAUGAUCAGUAUCUGGAAAACAUCUCCAAAUCCAAGAAUUAUUUGAUCAUAAACCUGGAAAAUGAAUUGGCAAAAGCUGGAAUCCUCAAAAGCAAAAGGGAUCACGAACAUUUCCAUCAACUGAUACAUCCUAGCAUGGACAAUUUGAAAGAGGCACUCCAGGAUAUCAAAUCAAAAGUGACCUCAACAAAGUCGUUUGCUUCAUUUCAUAUAAGAAAGCCAAGCAUUGCGCUGGAAACAAGAACCAAAGGACAAACAAUAAAAGUAAGUAUUUUAUGGAGCUAUUUCCAGGAAAGGAACAUAACUGGCAGUGCCAGGUGAGUUCCUGUCUUUUAAAACUCAGGAUAUUUCAUUUAAAAAUGAAUGACAUUAUCCUUAUGUCAAAAUAUGCUGAUUUAAUUGAGACUAUUCAACACAUUUCAGACUAUCAAAUAUUUUUAGAAGUGUUGUUUUUGAUUAUUAAAGCUUCAUUUCAGAUUUGCCAUAAUGGCUGCAUUUCUUUCUGCGCUCCUCUACAGUGGAACACAGGAGAAUGCUACAACAGGCAGAAAAAAAAUGCUCAUUGGUACCAACCAUUAAGGGCACAUUUAACAAAACUUGCUAAAUCUUGAUUCUUUUUGGAACAUCUCACAAAUAAAAAAUGUCACAGAAUGAUUCUUACCUGUCUUUUUCAUUUUUGAGUA